Molecule: messenger RNA, 1999 nt
Organism: Archocentrus centrarchus (flier cichlid)
Lineage: Eukaryota; Metazoa; Chordata; Actinopteri; Cichliformes; Cichlidae
Gene: mettl3
Product: methyltransferase like 3
Exons: 11
Coding region: 134-1909 (591 amino acids)
Biological process (GO): RNA methylation; mRNA modification
Cellular component (GO): nucleus; RNA N6-methyladenosine methyltransferase complex
Molecular function (GO): mRNA m(6)A methyltransferase activity
Source: RefSeq, a predicted model, not a curated record
CACGUUUUCGCCGUGUACUGUACCUGGUUCCCUCCAAGGGUGGACAGGAUUCAACUUUCCUUCCUCACCCCCCCGACUCGGUGCUCAGUGGGACCGGUGUCGGUGUUUGCACUGCCGUUGACUCCAGCUCGUCAUGUCGGACACAUGGAGCAACAUCCAGGCGCACAAGAAGCAGCUGGAUUCUCUGCGGGAGAGGCUGCAGCGGCGGCGGAAAGACCCGGCUCAGCUGUCCGCGGAUGCUGGAGGCAGCACAGACGGCUCCACAGCCAGGAGUGACAGCCCGGCCCCGUCAGCUCCAUUCACCUCUCAGGAGGAGACAGAAAAACCACCAGACCCUGAACUAGAGAAGAGGCUGCUGGGAUAUCUGUCUGAUCUGAGUCUUACACUGCCGACAGACUCCCUUUCCAUCACAAAUGAACUCAACAGUUCAGAAACUGCUGUUAGUCAUGGGUGCAUCCAGAGUCUGCUGCUUAAGUUCUCAGCUCAGGAGCUCAUUGAGGUCCGAGAGCCCACCUCAGCUUCUUCUUCUACAACUUCCUCCUCCACGUCUUCCUCCACAGUGGUCAUAGCUGUGGACCACACAAAACUUUGGGCUAUGAUUGGAUCUGUAGCUGGAGCCCAGAGGACUGGAGUUAAGAGAAAAGCAGAAGACCAGAUGCACAGCAAAAGGGCUGCAGGCUUCUCACCUUCUCUUCAGAGCUCCGCUUCUCCUCCUCAUUCAUCAUCCACGUCACUGACGCCGGCCUCCUCCUCGCAGCCGGGGCCUUCGGCGUCAGGAAGUGGGAUGGAGAAGAAGGGCAGGAGCAGUAAAAGCCAGUCGUCUCAUUUGGACAUGGAGAUUGAAAGCCUUCUGAACCAGCAGUCCACCAAGGAGCAGCAGAGCAAGAAGUUAAGCAGAGAGAUUCUGGAGCUGCUGAACGCCAGCACAGCCAAGGAGCAGUCCAUCGUGGAAAAGUUCAGAUCUCGCGGCCGAGCUCAGGUCCAGGAGUUCUGUGAUCACGGGACCAAAGAAGAGUGCAUUCGGGCUGGAGACACGCCUCAGCCGUGCACCAAGUUACACUUUCGUCGCAUCAUCAACAAGCACACAGACGAGAGCCUCGGCGACUGCUCCUUCCUCAAUACGUGUUUCCACAUGGACACCUGUAAGUACGUCCACUACGAGAUCGACAGCCCCCCAGAGACUGAAGGGAGCCUGCUGGGACCCCAGGCGGGGACGGCAGAGCUCGGUCUCCAUGCAGAGGACGCAGACAGCAAUGUGGGCAAACUCUUCCCUGCACAGUGGAUCUGCUGUGAUAUUCGCUACCUGGACGUAUCCAUCCUGGGUAAGUUUGCAGUAGUGAUGGCCGACCCUCCCUGGGAUAUCCACAUGGAGCUGCCCUAUGGUACUCUGACUGAUGACGAGAUGAGAAAACUUAACAUCCCCAUCCUGCAGGAUGACGGCUUCCUCUUCCUCUGGGUCACUGGCAGGGCUAUGGAGCUGGGCAGAGAGUGUCUCAGCCUAUGGGGUUAUGAACGUGUGGAUGAAAUCAUUUGGGUGAAAACAAACCAGCUCCAGAGAAUCAUCCGCACAGGCAGGACGGGUCAUUGGCUGAACCACGGAAAGGAGCACUGCUUGGUCGGUGUAAAAGGAAACCCGCAGGGGUUCAACAGGGGUUUGGACUGUGAUGUCAUUGUGGCAGAGGUCCGCUCCACGAGUCACAAACCGGACGAGAUCUACGGCAUGAUAGAGAGACUCUCACCGGGCACCAGGAAGAUUGAGCUCUUUGGUCGACCUCACAAUGUCCAACCCAACUGGGUAACUCUCGGGAACCAGCUGGACGGGAUUCAUCUGUUGGACCCCGAGGUCGUGGCUCGGUUUAAGAAGCGUUAUCCAGACGGCGUCAUCUCCAAACCCAAAAACAUGCAGUGAUGACAUCAUCAUCACUGCUCAUGCAUCUGAAGAAGUUUGUUUUCAAACUGUUUUAUUUUUUUUUAUACCUGUAAACAUUUUUUAAAAAUA